Messenger RNA from Lactuca sativa (garden lettuce), 796 nucleotides. RefSeq lists its product as uncharacterized. Lineage: Eukaryota; Viridiplantae; Streptophyta; Magnoliopsida; Asterales; Asteraceae. The record is from RefSeq and is a predicted model, not a curated record. Gene Ontology annotation, molecular function: zinc ion binding; nucleic acid binding.
CUGAGUAUAUUAGUUAUAGUGAUUUUGUAUCUUUGGUAAGAAGCAAAAUUGGUUUGUUAGACAAAUAUAGAAUUAGUCUUCGUUUCCACCAUCCUGAAUUAAAUUAUUAUAUAACUAUAGUUGAAGACAUGGAUGUUAGAAUGUUGAUAAACGUAAUCAAAUGUAGUGGAGGAAGGGCUGUGAAAGUGUUUGUGGUGGUUGAUGAAGUUGAGAAGGUUAAUAGGGGUUGUGAAAUUGGAAACCAGCUUGUUGGUAAUUUAUGCAGUUAUAAAGGGAGCAACGAUCCGAUAGAUAUAACCGAGCUACAAAGCAAUUCCGAUAGAGAUGAGUUGGGUGAUGAAGUUAAAGCUAAGUUUCCCGAUAACCUUUUUCACGGUAUGCCCCCUGUACCAGCAUGGCCAGUUGAUAUUAAUGAAGAUAUCCCAACACAGAUGGUAGACAUGAAUCUUCAAAAGAUUCAAUGUGAGAGUAUAUUUAAGAACAAAGAACUUUUAAAGCGGUGUAUUGGUAAAAAAAAUGUCUUCGAGAAGGUUUCCAGACGAGGACAAGUAGAUCCACCAAAUCAAGGUAUGAAGCUGUGUGUGUUUCGAAAAAUUGUUCUUGGUUACUAAGAGCAAAAGCAAUUAAAAAUUCUGAUGGACUUUUCCAAGUGAAUAAAUUUGUUGAUGUACACACAUGUUCUUCAACAUUGUUGCAACCUAAUCAUCGACAAGCAAACAAAUAUGUUUUGGGUGAAUAUGUUGCUGAUGUUUUGGCUGAAGACUAUAGUAGAGUUUAUCGGGGAAAAGAAAUUGUU